Messenger RNA from Ilex paraguariensis (yerba mate), 306 nucleotides. Lineage: Eukaryota; Viridiplantae; Streptophyta; Magnoliopsida; Aquifoliales; Aquifoliaceae. The record is from the annotation of a GenBank genome assembly.
AUGCUGAGGACGAUAAAGGAUAUUCAUUUCCCUGUUAAUUGCAAGUUUUCUUCCUACCACUUUUGCCAGGUUGUCACAAGUUGGUCAGCAAUUUAUUGGAAGGUAGGAGCUCCUGCUGGUGGAGUUGAUGACAUGACCAAACUAUCAUAUUUGGUCGAGCCUAGAGUUUUGCAGAGUUUGAAGUAUACUGGAGCUAUUCUUAUUGCCGUUAAUGUAUUCGACAAUCUGCCUGAGUUGUAUGAUGCUCAUGAGACGGGGGAACAAUACAAGGGAGCAACAUUUGGAGAACUGGGUCCUCAUGUUUAG